This is a messenger RNA of Glycine soja, 2372 nucleotides long. Its product is annotated as L-type lectin-domain containing receptor kinase IX.1-like. The transcript has a single exon. The record is from RefSeq and is a predicted model, not a curated record. Gene Ontology annotation, molecular function: ATP binding; carbohydrate binding; protein kinase activity. Gene Ontology annotation, biological process: protein phosphorylation. NCBI's taxonomy places the organism in Eukaryota, Viridiplantae, Streptophyta, Magnoliopsida, Fabales, Fabaceae. Gene Ontology annotation, cellular component: plasma membrane. Bases 88 to 2217 code for a protein of 709 amino acids.
AGAAACAAAAAAGAAGUAAACAUUGGUGAGCAGAAGCACGAAAAGCCAUUUAAUUCUACAAGCUUCAGCAGAAUCUAGCUCCAAACAAUGGUCUCGGCAGCACCAAAUGCAAUGUAUGCCCAGUUGUCCAACCUUAGUUUCUCCCAUCACUUCUUAGUGAUGCUGUUAUCCAUUUUCUUCAUCUUCAUUAUCCCUUGUGCUUUCCCUCUAUCCUUUAACAUCACUAGUUUCGAUCCAAAUGGCAAGAGCAUAAUAUAUGAGGGAUCAGCCAACCCUGUAACACCAGUUAUCGAACUCACAGGAAACGUACGGGACAUCACAGGUAGAGCCACAUAUUUCCAACCUAUGCACCUGUGGGACAAAGCCACAGGGAAUCUCACAGAUUUCACUACCCAUUUCUCCUUUGUCAUAGAUUCACGGAACCGAAGUGGAUAUGGAGAUGGGAUGGCAUUCUUCCUUGCCCCUGCUGGUUUAAAGUUUCCUUAUGUCUCCAGAGGAGGUGCUUUGGGUCUGACACUUGAGAACCAACGAUUAAACUCCACUGACCCAUUUGUUGCUGUGGAGUUUGAUAUCUAUAAGAAUUUCUAUGAUCCACCCGGUGAACAUGUUGGAAUCGACAUCAACUCUUUGAGAUCUGUUGCCAAUGUCACAUGGUUGGCUGAUAUCAAGCAAGGGAAACUCAAUGAGGUUUGGAUCAGUUACAAUUCUAGUUCAUUUAAUUUAAGUGUUGUGUUCACGGGUUUUAACAAUGACACCAUUCUGCGGCAACAUCUAUCUGCCAUAAUUGAUCUGAGACUUCAUUUACCAGAAUUUGUUACUGUUGGCUUCUCAGCUGCCACGGGAAGUGAUACUGCUAUACAUAGUGUCAAUUCAUGGGAUUUUAGUUCAACUUUGGCAGCACAAGAAAACAUAACAAAGGGAGCAGACACAGUUGCAAGGUCUCCAGCAACCUCCAAUAUAGCUCCCAGUCAGAAGAAAAAGAAUAAGACCGGCUUGGCAGUGGGAUUGAGUAUUGGUGGAUUUGUUUUGAUUGGUGGGUUGGGUUUGAUUUCAAUUGGCUUGUGGAAGAAGUGGAAGAAAGGAAGUGUAGAGGAAGAUCUUGUUUUUGAAGAGUAUAUGGGAGAAGAUUUUGGAAGGGGGGCAGGACCCAGGAAGUAUUCAUAUGCUGAAUUAACAGAGGCAGCUAAUGGUUUCAAAGAUGAGCACAAGCUAGGACAGGGAGGAUUUGGAGGUGUUUAUAAGGGUUAUCUUAAAGACAUAAAGUCUCAUGUAGCUAUUAAGAGGGUGUCAGAAGGCUCUGAUCAAGGGAUAAAGGAGUUUGCUUCAGAAGUAAACAUUAUUAGCCGGUUAAGGCAUCGAAAUCUAGUGCACUUGAUCGGUUGGUGUCAUGCAGGGAAAAAGCUCUUACUUGUGUAUGAGUACAUGCCAAAUGGAAGCUUAGAUAUUCAUCUUUUCAAGAAGCAAAGUUUGUUGAAAUGGACGGUGAGAUAUAACAUAGCUCGAGGAUUGGCCUCCGCAUUGCUAUACUUGCACGAGGAAUGGGAACAAUGUGUUGUGCACAGAGACAUAAAGUCAAGCAACAUUAUGCUGGAUUCAGAGUUUAAUGCCAAACUUGGGGAUUUUGGCUUAGCAAGGUUUGUGGACCAUGCAAAAAGUGCACAAACUACAGCUUUAGCUGGGACUAUGGGCUACAUGGCUCCUGAAUGUGCUACCUCGGGCAGGGCUAGUAAGGAGUCAGAUGUCUACAGUUUCGGAGUUGUUGCUUUAGAGAUAGCUUGUGGAAGAAAACCCAUAAACCAUAGGGCUCAAGAAAAUGAAAUAAAUAUUGUGGAAUGGGUGUGGGGACUCUAUGGAGAAGGGAGAAUUCUUGAAGCAGCAGAUCAAAGACUAGAAGGGGAAUUUGAGGAGGAGCAAAUAAAAUGCUUGAUGAUUGUUGGUCUUUGGUGUGCUCACCCUGACCAUAACAAUAGGCCUUCAAUGAGGCAAGCGAUUCAAGUGCUUAACUUUGAAGCUCCCUUGCCUAAUCUUCCAUCAAGUUUGCCUGUUCCUACAUAUCUUGAAGGCCCCUUGCACUCAUUCAUAGCACCAUUCAGCAUAACUUCUUCGAAGGAAGGUCAAAGCCAGAUCACAGGCUCCAGUUCCAACACAAACUCCACCGGGUUCACCACAAAAUCUGAUGAUGCUUCUCCUUCUGUGUCGCUUCUGUACUCACGGUGAAAUUGAUUCUAUCUGAAUGCUUCUUUUCUUCUUUUUUAUGAGUAUAUUUAAUUCUCUCUCUGUACACAGUAUCAGUCACAUUUCUUUAAAGUCAGAUAUUGUCGUCCAUGUAUUUGAAAAUGGAAAAGUAGUUCAAUUUUCUGGCUAGUUGUUCA